This is a messenger RNA of Abrus precatorius (Indian licorice), 1410 nucleotides long. RefSeq names its product aspartic proteinase Asp1-like. Gene Ontology annotation, biological process: proteolysis. NCBI's taxonomy places the organism in Eukaryota, Viridiplantae, Streptophyta, Magnoliopsida, Fabales, Fabaceae. Gene Ontology annotation, molecular function: aspartic-type endopeptidase activity. The transcript has 8 exons. The record is from RefSeq and is a predicted model, not a curated record. The coding region runs from base 99 to 1376 and encodes 425 amino acids.
ACACGCUAUAGUCAGCGCUAUCUGCUUCCCCCUUUUCAUUUCAUCUCUUUCUUUUGAUUCUGAUUUUGAGAACACCAACAUUAGUCCCUUCUCUGAAGAUGGAUUUGAAAAGCAAGGGAAUUUCACUCACCACCCUUUUCUUCUUUCUUCUUCUUUCUGCUAUUUUCCCAUCCUCUUUCUCUGAAGCCGAUCAGCUUCUCGACAGCAAGAAGAAGAAACCAACCCCUCCAAUCGCUGCUUUAUCCCCUGCUUCUUCUGUUGUUUUCCCUGUUCAAGGAAAUGUAUAUCCGCUUGGGUAUUACACGGUGAACCUCGCCAUUGGCAAUCCCUCCAAGCUUUAUGAUCUUGACAUUGACUCUGGCAGUGAUCUCACUUGGGUUCAAUGUGAUGCACCAUGUACAGGUUGCACCAAGCCUCGCCAACAACUUUAUAAACCAAAUGGCAACCUUGUGCAAUGUGCUGAUCCCUUGUGUUCUGGAGUCCAGUCAGCACCAAACCAUCAUUGUACUGCCCCAAAUGAACAGUGUGACUAUGAAGUUGAGUAUGCAGACACAGGAUCAUCUUUGGGUGUGUUAGUCCGAGAUUAUAUUCCCCUUCGGCUCACUAACGGAUCUUCUGUACGCCCAAGGAUGGCCUUCGGGUGUGGAUAUGAUCAAACGCAUUCUGGUCAUAACCCACCACCUUCCACUGCAGGGGUUCUUGGCCUUGGCAAUGGCAAGACAAGCAUUUUGUCCCAGCUUCAUUCUCUUGGUCUAAUUCGCAAUGUGGUGGGUCACUGCCUAAGUGGGAAAGGAGGGGGAUUUUUAUUCUUUGGAGACAAGCUCAUUCCCUCAUCUGGAGUUGUUUGGACACCCAUAUUGCAGAGUUCCUCAGUAAAACACUAUAAAUCAGGUCCAGCAGACUUGUUUUUCAAUGGGAAGCCAACUUCUGUUAAGGGUCUUGAACUUACCUUUGAUAGUGGCAGCUCCUACACAUACCUCAAUUCCCAAGCUUAUAAAGCUUUUGUUGAUUUGGUUACUAAUGAUUUAAAGGGAAAGCCGUUGAAUAGAGCAACUGAGGAUUCAUCACUACCGAUUUGUUGGAAGGGUGCAAAGCCUUUCAAACAUCUACGUGAUGUCACUAACUAUUUUAAGCCCCUGCUACUUAGUUUCACAAAAUCUAAGAAUUCGCAGCUGAACCUACCACCAGAAGCUUAUCUAAUUGUCACUAAACAUGGCAAUGUCUGCUUGGGGAUUCUAGAUGGCACUGAAAUAGGACUAGGAAGUAUUAACAUAAUUGGAGAUAUCUCUUUACAAGAUAAGAUAGUAAUUUAUGACAACGAGAAACAGCAAAUUGGAUGGGCCUCUGCAACUUGUGAUAGACUUCCCAAGUCAUAACAUAUAUCAAUGUAUUGUGGUCUUUUUCUUUUAC